Messenger RNA from Suncus etruscus (white-toothed pygmy shrew), 555 nucleotides. Its product is annotated as Golgi associated RAB2B interactor protein 3-like. The coding region runs from base 1 to 555 and encodes 184 amino acids. Gene Ontology annotation, cellular component: nucleus. The transcript has a single exon. The record is from RefSeq and is a predicted model, not a curated record. Lineage: Eukaryota; Metazoa; Chordata; Mammalia; Eulipotyphla; Soricidae.
AUGAGCAGCAGUGAAUCUCUGUUGCCUUAUUACACGGCCCAAAGCUACUGGUCUACGAGUGUUUUCAACAUCUCCAUGGGGGAUCUCCAGCGGCAACUAUACAAAGGCAGGGAGUAUGACAUCUUCAAGUAUGCACCUAUGUUCGGGAGCGACUUCAUCCAGAUCAGCAAGAAGGGGGAAGUGAUGGACGUGCACAACCGGGUGCGUAUGGUGACCGUGGGCAUCGUCUCCACCAGCCCCAUCUUGCCGCUCCCUGAUGUCAUGCUGCUGGCCCGGCCUGCCAAGGCAAGCGAUGAGCACCAAGUCCAAGUCCAUACCCGGUCCACCAAGGGGAGAGGCCGCAAACCCACCAAGGCCCUGGAACUCACCCGCCUCCUGCCCCUGAAGUUUGUCAAGAUCUCAGUCUAUGACCGCCAGAAGCAGCAGUUGCGUCUCAAACUGGCCACAGGCCGCACAUUCUAUCUGCAGCUCUGCCCGACCUCGGACGCGUGUGAGGACCUCUUCAGCUAUUGGGAGAAGCUUGUCUACCUGCUCAGACCCUUGAUGGAAAGCUGA